AUGAGCACCUCCGCACCAAGUCAGGAAGUCUCCAAUUCCCGCGCUCGUCGGUCUAACUUCCGACAAGCGACGUUCAUCCUUCCUCGAACAGGCCAGCGAUUGAAAGGGCUGGUCAAUCUGGUCAAGUCGGGAAGGCACGAUGUUGCUCAAGAUGGCGACGAGGAGGAGCAACGCCCGCUCCUCAACUCUUCCUCUUCUUCUACCUCUUUUGAUACACCUCAUCGAUCGGCCGACAUGGAAAACACCGCACGCAGUGGAAUACUAGGCGUGUGGGAUAAGGUGUACGCAUUCGCUGUUUCGGAGCAUGGCAAAGGCGUGUUCAAGUUUGGCUUGGCCUACCUGUUGGGAUCGUUGGCCACGUAUAUUCCCUUUAUCUCGUCAUAUUUAGGACACCAGGAUGGGAAGCAUGUUGUUGCGACUGUUACGGUUUACUUCCACCCCGCUCGUUCUAGAGGAAGUAUGAUUAAGGCUCUGAUUUGCGCCAUUCUCGCCUUCCUUUACACGAUAUUUGUGUCUGUUACCAGCAUGUACGUCUCCAUGUUCUUCGAGAACCUCGACUUGCUUGUAAUCGGACAUAUCAUAGUUUUGAUUGUCUUUUGCGGAGGAGGGUUUGCAUUUAUCGGUUGGACGAAACAGAGGCUCAACGACCCUCUAGUCAACGUUGCAUGCUCUCUUGCUUCACUCUCUACGACUACAAUCCUGACGAAAGAAGGCGCGGUACAAAAGGGAAAUCUGUCAUUUGUUAAAAUAGAACAGACUCUAAAAAUGCUGAUAAUGGGUGUCUGCGCAGCUAUGGCAGUGUCAUUCCUGUUCUUUCCCAUAUCAGCAAGGAAAAAGCUCCGAGCGAAUGUGACUACCAUGACAAGCACCCUCGCAAUCAUGCUUGGCUACGUGACUGAAAGCUUCAUCACAGGAUCUGAUGACGAGAUGCAUACAUCGCCAUUCACUAAUGCGUCCGCACAAAACAAGAGGAGCUAUAUUCUAUUGGAUAAAUUGGUGAAGGAAGCCAAACUUGAGCACUACGUCGUAGGUACAGAGCGGGAAUAUCGCCUGGAGAAGAGACUUGUUCGAUGUGUUCAAGACAUCAACCAGAAUAUGGGUGGUUUGCAAAGCGCGGCAAACCUACAGUUUCAACUUCUGAAGCAAACUCAACAGGGCUCUGGUAUCUUCUCGCCUAAUCGCACCAUUCUUGUACGUAAGAACAGUUCGACCAGCUAUCCCGGUGUCUGGUCGGUCUUUGAAGACCCAGUGACCCUCACGCCAUCCAGAGAGCCGGAGGAGGCUGAUUUGACAGCGGAGCCUCAGACCGUGAAUGUUCCAGUAUCGAAUCUGGAGCAUGAAGGAGGUGUUUCGACUGCCACCCCAUCACCACAGCGAAUGUUUGAGGUCUUCAUUGAGCAUCUAGGGCCGUCUAUGCAAUCAUUUGCCUUCACCCUCAAGGAGAUUCUUGAGGAUAUUCCCUUCGGUUCUGGUCCGGAUCAUAGGGUAUCGUUUAACACCAAAUUUCACAGCAGCCUUGAUCGCGCUUUGAAGCUAUACCGAGACGCUAGGGAAGCGGCUCUGGCUUCGGUCUAUCGGGAAAGAGAUUUUGCCAGAAUACAAUCCCCCGACGUGGAAGCUGAUUUGGAGGAAGUGUCCGCUAGCUGCGGUCAUUUCAGUUUUACUUUGAUGGAGUUCGGAGAGCAGCUAAAAGAUCUGCUCCAGAUUCUAGAUGAAUUGAAGCUUGAAUGUGACGAACGUCCACAGGGUUUAACAUGGAAUUGGCUGAAGUUCUGGCGGGUUUUCAAGAGUUGUGGGCCAGAAUCGUCGAAUAGUGAAUAUUCAAAUCUGGCACUGACGAACUCCAGCCGCCCUCACCUGAGGAAAGGACAUUCAUCGUUGGAAAGUGGCUACACUGAUGAUAUUCGCCUUCGGAACAAGCUCACUUAUCGAGUCUGGAAGUCUUUCAGCUUCCUGCGACGUGACGAAACAAAGUACGCCGUCAAAGUUGGCGUUGGUGCCGCCGUAUAUGCUCUUCCAUCUUUCAUAUCCGCGACACGGCCCGUAUUUACUGCGUGGAGGGGUGAAUGGGGUCUUGUCUCUUACAUGUUGGUCUGCUCUAUGACCAUUGGAGCGUCUAAUACUACUGGAUAUGCUCGAUUCCUCGGCACAUGUCUCGGUGCCUGUUGCUCUAUAGCUUCUUGGUAUAUGUCGGCCGGAAAUGUUUUUGCUCUCGCCUUCCUAGGCUGGCUUAUGGCUACAUGGACCGCCUAUAUCAUUCUGGUCAAAGGCCAAGGGCCGAUGGGACGUUUCAUCAUGCUCACAUACAACCUUUCGGUUUUAUAUGCUUACUCUCUAUCUGCGAAUGAUAAUGACCAUGAUGAUGACGAAGGCGGUGCUCACCCGAUUAUAACGGAGAUUGCGCUUCACCGUGUGGUUGCAGUCCUGUCUGGCUGCGUUUGGGGAAUUAUAAUCACAAGAAUCAUUUGGCCAAUUAGUGCAAGAUCUAAACUUAAGGAUGGACUGAGUCUUUUAUGGCUGCAGAUGAGUUUGAUCUGGAAACGCGAUCCACUAUCAAUGAUGAUCAAUGGCAAGCCCGUUGUUCCAUAUCUGACUACUCGCGAAAAGCUGCAAAUCGAGCGCUUCAUCCAGAAUUUGGAGUCAUUACAAGUUUCAGCCAAAUCGGAGUUCGAGCUGAGAGGCCCCUUUCCGGAGGUAGCCUAUCGAAAUAUUAUCAACCGAACGAGAAGCAUGCUCAACGCCUUCUAUUCCAUGAAUAUGGAAAUUUUGAAAAAUCUCACAGCUUCCGAAGGCGAGAUCAGUCUACUCCAGUAUACAACUCAGGAACGUGUCCAGCUAUCAUCUCGCAUUAGUCACUUGCUGUCAGUGCUCGCAUCCUCCAUGAAGCUCGAGUAUCCUUUGAAUGAUGCUCUACCGAAUAUACAACACGCGCGAGAUAGACUUUUAGCUCGUAUAUUCCACUAUCGUCUCGAGACCGAAUCGUCGUUGCACACAACCGAUGGUGAUUAUGCAUUAUUAUAUGCCUAUGUCUUGGUUACAGGGCAGUUAGGAAGCGAGAUUAUUGAGCUCAGCCGAAGUUUGGCGACCUCCGUUCAUUAUUCACACCCAAAGAAGCUCAACUUCCAUCCACCUCGCUCAUCAAGCGUCCGGAUCCUCAUCUCCAACAGGGCCUCAUUCAAUUCUCCCGACUCACACGACCAUAUCACGUACAAGAAAUGGUCUAGCCAUCUCUUCAUUUUUGAUGAAGAUCUAACGUCUUCCCUGUGGCUUCGCGCAGCCGAUCGCGCGUUCUCCCUCCCAUUUACUAUGCAGAUCGAUCCGGCAGCCCUGAGUCGAACCGAUUCGGCUUCGACGGCUGUAUCUACGUCCAAGACUGUCGCAUCAGCAGCGGCUGCCUCGCAAAAGUCUACAAAGGCGCUGAUUUCAGUCCCGCGCCUGGAUCUUGAGCCUGUAUACACGGAGCUGAAGGCCGCUAUUGGCGACAAUUGGGCGGAGUACAAGCAGUCAACCACGCUCUUCCUCUUAGGCCAUCUGAAUCAAGAUGAAUUCUCCUCGCGCCUUGAUCACAUAAUUUGUGCCGACCCCAGGACCGAGCAUCUACAUAACAACUUCAUAUGUGCGCUUAUCGGCAACCUCUCCAGAGACCUCCCCGACCAUGGCGUCGCAAGCUGGGUAUCGGCAAAUGACAAGCCUACUGUGGUAUCGAAGCCGGUCUCGAGUGACUUGGCGGAACAAAGGCUGAAGACGGAGGUGAUGCAACUACCUCCCCGGGACCGCAAGAGGAUCAAAGCUAUUCCUGAGCCGGAUCCACAUGAGUUAGCAUCAAAUGAGCUCGAGUUAUACUAUCAAGCCAAGCAAAUUACGCUACCUACACAGGUUCCAGCGAGUGCCGGUGGCUUGAACAAAACGAAUUGGGAGCUCGAGAUUCGAAAACGCUACGCGCAACCACUCGGCGCGGAAACAGGCGAAUUCCCCGAUGCAGAAUCAAUAUAUGCCCGUAUGGUACCGAUAUGUUACGAGGAGUCGGUAGCCAGCGGAGCAGGAUUCCCUUGCGCCGAGUUCAUGGCCAUCGCCACGGAGACAUUUGUCAAGCAGGUGCUAUCAAGCGUUUUCUCGCGCACAAGGCAUAACGGACCAUCGGGCACAAUCAACGGCAUGAUGUCACGAAAAUAUCGCAGGCAACUAGAACGUGAAGAGCUUGGGUUUACUCGCGGCGAAAUCACCAAGGAUCUCGCAACUGGGUUGCUGCCCGUUGAGGCGAAGGAGGCCCGUAUCAGACAACCAUUGGGAGUUAAGGAUUUGCGACUGGCACUCAAUCUGGGCGGGGCGCUACUCGGUCAGAUGCCGUUGGUUGUUGAAGAGAUCAUGGGUGCCUACGAUGAAGAUGAACUGGAACUUGAGAGACAUGGUUACAUUGAAGAGCUGCGCGAGAAGGCUGACGUCGAUUCGAAGACUGCUACCACGGUAACAACAGCAACUACGGAGACCAAUGGCGUUGAUGCCAUGGAUAUUGACGAUGAAUGGGAAUGGGAAGGUGGCACAAUGACAGAUAGAGAUCAGCUAAAUUCUCUUUUGGACGAUUGUCUGUCACUGGCGGCAUGA
Talaromyces amestolkiae is the source of this 4602-nucleotide messenger RNA. RefSeq lists its product as uncharacterized. The record is from RefSeq and is a predicted model, not a curated record. The transcript is spliced from 10 exons. Gene Ontology annotation, cellular component: SAGA-type complex. NCBI's taxonomy places the organism in Eukaryota, Fungi, Ascomycota, Eurotiomycetes, Eurotiales, Trichocomaceae. The coding region runs from base 1 to 4602 and encodes 1533 amino acids.